Molecule: messenger RNA, 5250 nt
Organism: Colossoma macropomum (tambaqui)
Lineage: Eukaryota; Metazoa; Chordata; Actinopteri; Characiformes; Serrasalmidae
Gene: fam219aa
Product: family with sequence similarity 219 member Aa
Exons: 6
Coding region: 168-725 (185 amino acids)
Source: RefSeq, a predicted model, not a curated record
UGAGAUGUUGCUGUUGAGUCACCCCGUAACCGUAACCGCGACUCGGCCGUUUACACACUGAGAUGGACGCCUCUAGCUCCAAAUAGUGACCGAUUAAAUGCGCUUUUCAGCUGCCACGUCAUCUUAAACACCGCUGCUACGCUGUGUUAGACGGGUACUUGUCCAAAAUGAUGGAGGAAAUCGAUAGGUUUCAAGUGCCAGCAGUGAACUCGGAGAUGCAGCCGCUGGACCCAGCAGCAACAUCCACAUCAGAGGCUGACUCAGACACAAGGGAGGCAGAGUCUGUGGCUAUCAACUACAAGCCUUCACCACUGCAAGUCAAGAUUGAAAAACAGAGAGAGUUGGCCAGGAAAGGCUCAGCAAAGAACGGAACGGUGGGCAGCCCGGUCAAUCAGCAGCCUAAGAAAAACAAUGUAAUGGCCAGAACACGGUUGGUUGUUCCUAAUAAAGGCUACUCAUCCUUAGACCAGAGCCCUGAUGAGAAGCCCCUGGUAGCACUGGAUACAGACAGUGACGAUGACUUUGACAUGUCCAGAUACUCUUCGUCAGGAUACUCCUCAGCCGAGCAAAUCAACCAAGACCUGAACAUCCAGCUGCUGAAGGAUGGCUACCGCCUGGAUGAAAUCCCUGAUGAUGAAGAUCUAGACCUUAUCCCCCCCAAAUCAGUCAACCCCACCUGCAUGUGCUGCCAAGCCACCUCCUCUACUGCCUGUCAGAUCCAGUAGCCCCUUAUACACUCCCCACCCCCUACCCCGAGCCCUCUUUUCCAAACCCCCUCUACCGUGAGUGUACCUCACUGCUACACUUUAACCCUCAAAAUAGAAUUACUACUAAAGAAUUUAAACAAACUUGUGAGAACGGUUAUAUUAAAACUAAUAUAUAGAAGAAAAUAUCAGAAGGAAAUGCACAAAGGAUACUAACAGUCAUUGGUUCCUCCUAUGGUAGGACAUGUGAGUCUUUGUAUCACCACCAGAGGGUGUUAGGCUUAGGUGCGCAUAUGUAUAGAAUGUGUUGAGGCGAAAACGAAUGCACAGUUUAAAAAGAGUAAGAAAAAUAACUGACAUAUAUUUGAACAACAUUUCACACAAAUUCUUUAGUGUUUUACGCUUGAAUCUUCACUCUUUGCCUCCGUUCCAGCUUCUUGUUUCUGUUGUCGAUGUCUUAGUGCAUAACAAUGUUCAGCUAGUGCUGUACGAAGGGAAAAAGUAGCAUUUUGUUUGUGAGUGAAAGGGAACUUACCUGGCUAAUAGAAAGUCUGAUCCAUUUUUUGUAUCUUAAACCAAUUCAUUGAGAACAGUAUUAAAACAGUGUAGCAUAUGGUUAUUAUGGAGCUUAAGUACUAUUCAAACAAGAUUCAUUUUACGUGGGGAGGUGGUGGUGUGUUAUUAUACCACAGGACGUCUGUAGGACGUCUGUAAUGUUUAUGAAAGGUACGCACAGGAUAAGAAAUCUGGCUAUAGAUUACAGAGAUGGGAGUGGCUUCUCCAGUUACGCACUGCCUUCACUCCAAAAGAAGAGUAGAAAACAUGCCAAAACAUUUUUAGCCAUUAUUUUGUUUUCCCUAACCACUUGUUUUGCUGUCUUACGUAAUUGCGGCAUGUGAUUAGCUUGGGAAUUUUCAGCCAGCAGUCAGUAUUAGCACAUAAAGUUCCCAUCAUUUUACUUUUAACGUUUGGUGUCAUAUUCUGUGGGUAGCACACUACAGUCCUCUUUUAAUUUGAGCCACAGAGAAUACAAGUAAAUACUUCUUCGAGUGCUACCAUACAUAAAUCAUUGAGAAUUUGUAAACAAAGAGUCGCUUGAUGUGAAAUGUUUGACUGUAGAGAAACUUUCCAACUCAUAUUUUCUUUAUAGUAGUGUGAUGAACCAGGGUUCACCAUGUUGGCAGCACAUAUACAACAUUUUUUUAUUUACUAUCCAAAAACUACCACUGAACCUACAUGUCUUCUAAAUUUUGAUAUUUGAAAUUUUGAUAUUGAUAAUGGUACAAGUGGUUAAACUAAAAAAACAAGAAAAUUCUUUAGGUACUAUUUUGCUAUACAACAUCCUGCAUGGAUCUUUCCAUCCUGAAUGGACUUCUACAAUAUGUAAAAAAAAAUAUAUAUAUAUUUCAGGCCAAAAUCUUCUCAAAACUGUCAUAAAACAAUGUCUCGGGCAUCAUGCAACUUAUUUGUACCUAUGUCUUGUAACAGCUUUUUGAGGUAGCCUAUACAGGCAUUAAACACUUCGGACGUAUCACCACUACUCUACACGAUUCUGAAUCAGGAGAUUUCUCUAGAACUGCUCAAUUCACAUCAAACCACCCUGAAUGACUUUUACAUGCAAAUGAUUUAAUUCCACAUACGUACAUACGUAACACAUAGAAAAAUUCAGUCUGAAUAUGAUUGCAUUCUUACUGGCAUGUCAAUUCGCAUGGGAUUGAUAUAACCUGGGGUUUUAACUAGGGUUCGUUUUGUAGUAGGUAAAAGCCGACUGACGUGGGAGCACACAGUCUGUAAAAAUUGUAGAUUGGGACGGGACUAAAAACACUGAGAAACACCUGAAAAAUGACAUUACCCCACCUCCUCAUGUAAAAGAGUACUUUAAUCUGGUUUGAGACACUUAAAUUCAGUUAAAACACUUGCAAUUGAGCUUGAAAAUGAACAGAAGUUAAAUCAUAUCUAACAAUGAGGAACUGAAAUAUACUAAUUAUAAUGAAGGGAUUCAUUCAUUCACUGUUAGUGCAGUGACUGGGAUCAGAUAUGAGACUGAUGCUUUACAGAAGAUUUUUUUGUGUUUAGUUACUUGCAUUUACCUCUGUUUACUACAUCAAGUUAUGGCGUGGAAUUAAAGCAAAGUCGACAGACUUCGUAUCUCUAGUGCCGACUUCAGUUACAGGUGCAGCACUUCUGUUGUUUGUUUGUCUGUUGACAAGGUAAUAACUAGCAAAAUAUGAUAAAUAUGACUUUAUACAGCUCUGUUGGGAGGCAUUAAUAGCACUGUGUCCACUUUUACUGUACAAAAUGUCAGAAGUGACAUAGCUAUUGCCAUACAUAUUGCAUAGCUUUCUAUAACACGACUAAACUGUCGUUGAUUGUUUUUUUUUAUUAUUGUUUAAUUUGUGCCAAGAACUCCUAAUGAAAAGCGAUGAGUGUUCUCAGUGAUGCCACAAAUGUCUUUGAUGCUCCUCUGCAGCCCGACCGCUAAUGGAAAUAAGGACUGAGGAAAAGUGCAGGGUUGCCAGAUCACAGCUAAUGCCCCUACGAUGUUCCAUCUCUGAGAGCUUUUCUGUUAAUUAAUGUCUUUCACUGACACUUUUGACAAAGCGCCAGCAGCGCAUGCGUUUAUCCAUUUUAGCCAUUUUAGCCAAAGAUUAGUGAACCGUUUCACAGAUUGACUGUGAUCUGGACCAUAGUAGUGUAAAAUUGAAAGAUUAUUCAUUAGAGGAGUAAACUUAUAGUGGAAAUUCCACCCAAUUUUAAAAAUGACUGAAUGGAAACAAAUUCAAUCAUGUUUUGAUGCAACAUGGAACAGUGGAGGUGAUAGGACCCAGGAGUUGCAUGGCUUUUGCCUUACAACACCCUGCAUGUACUUCUCUGCCAUGAAUAGAUUUCAAGGAUACGUUUUUAUGCCAAAUCCUUUACAACUAUCAUAAUACACUGUCUUGAACCUAUUUGUAACCUUUAAUGUAAUAACAUCUGGUUCCUGUCACCAACACUGCAAACUUUUGACUCCAUAAGUUUCUCUGAGGUCGUAGAUUUCACAUCAAACCACUCUGAAUGACUUUGUUUACAUCUUAACCAUUUAAUUUUGCAAAAAAUUUGGAACACACCAUUAAUCUCUGUCUGGCAAACUUAAGCAAAUUAACUUUUCUUUAGAAGACCCUGAAGAUUUUAAAGAAGGUGGUACUGUAGAUGUAUACAGUAUUGUAUUACAUUUCUUUUAAACAGUUUUAAAGCUGAGUACGCUAUGUUUUUAGAGGUCUUCUUAUUUCAUGUAUUGUCACAGUACUUAUUAUUUGUACUCACUGUAUCGUAAUUUGUCAUAGAUGUCCUGUAGAUCCACCAUGUGCCACCUAUCCCCCCUCCCCCCCCCCGCUGCCAUUUUUUAUUAGAUGCCAUUUAUGCAACACAUGAACACACACACACACCCCAGUAACACUCCAGCUUUUUUAAACACAGCACACUACUUUAGGGGAAUGUAUGAGAUAAAAUAACAAUGGAAUUGUAUGAAUACUACUUAAUACAUUACCAUGUAAAUGUCAGAGAACACCCUUCAUUUACUUAAUUUCCAGUCAAACCAGCCAUUAAGUACAAGGUAUUCAUUUUUCAGUAUCAGGAAUAAAUACAGAAAACACAAAAUUACAGAGAAGCCUCAACAACUAAAUAUAAUACAUUUUUUCAGUAUUUAUUGCAGCUUUUAUUGCAGCUUCCAUUUUUUUCAGGGGACUUUUAGCUGUUCAAAAAAACUUUGGGGACUGUGAGGUGGACAUGUUUUUGUAUUUCUUUUUCUCAGUAAGGGUGUCUUGACAGCUACACAUCCUUUCAGACCUAUAAUGUUGAGUUGUCAUCUCACAAUGGAAGGAUCGACAGAAACACCUGUGGAUUUUUCAGAUCUGAAGCAAGAGUGCUUCAAAAAUUAAAGCUUUUUAGUACUGUUUACCUGAUGAUAACAGUUUUGGUGGUCUACCAGGUCUUGCAAGGUUGUAAAGAGUCACAUUUAUUCUUCUUUAAUAAUUUUUGAAUUUUUCCUUUGACUUUUCACGUCCUUAUACAAUUGGAUUAUCUUAUAUUCAAUCUCAGAAGUAAAGAAAAAUGAAAUUGUUCUUAAUGGCUCUUUGGACUAGAAAUAAAAUGAAGGGUAGUGUCCGCUUUUUUUUUUUCUUUCUUUCUUUCUUUUUGGGUUUUGUGGAACGGCUCAUCAGCAGGGUCCAAAAUGAAAACACUAAUGUGCUCAAACAAAAUGAUUGAGCGCUUUAGACUGUUGUAAAUAUGAAUUGGACUGCUCUGCUCCUUUAAGCCCUGACCAUGCUCUGCUUUGUUUUGCAGCCAUUUUCAGGAUAGUCUGAUUGGACAGGGGCUUUUAGGUACCAAGUUAUCUAUUAUGUUGUAUGCAAGUUCCCCAGUGCAAAGCCUAAAACUGUCCAUUCUUUUUUUGUAUGGUGUACACACUUAAAAAAGAUGGUUCUGCAUGGAUUCUUUAGUAAAAAAAACAGUUCUUUUUAGAACCAUGAGUUCUGUUCAGACCCAUUUCAUGCAUUUCAUGUUUCUA